UCGUGUCCAGCCAGCAGAGAUUCAGUAGGUAAACAAACGUUUGUAAGGGCUUCGAUGAACUGAUUAUUGGUAAAUAAUGAAAACGCGUGAUUCUUCCCCACCAUUGCACGUUCACGUGCCAGAGACCACACCUGUACAUGUACACCUGAAGAGGAGUCAGAAGAGCUGUACUGCAAAGACCCCACAGAUGAAGAUUAAAGAGGUGCAAAACAAAGGGGAUAUUGGGAACCUGCGUGCCAGAGCGAGGUCCCGGGCCCCCUGGGUGCCGGCCCCAGGAAGAACCUCCACUCAGGAUGACGCAUACAAGUGGGAGUUGACUGACCUGUCUGAUGAGGAUAAACAAGAGCAGAGGAUGCAUAGCCAGUGUAACAAAUAUAGGAGGAAGAUUGAUGGACUCAUGAUGGAUGUUGGGUCUCCAAAGAAUUACGGGAGGCUGUGGAAGAAGGAGCGUAUGAUGGAGCACCAGUCAAAGUGUCUGAGCGCAUGCCAGCGUGUCAUCGACGAGCAGGAGGAGGAGCUGCUGGAUGCCAACAAAGAGCUGGACCUCAGAGAACGAGAGAAGAUCUCCAUCCAACACUCCCUAAGGAAGAGGGGCGAAGCAGGCUACAACAGUGCUUAUUCGGGGACUCUACACGGGGAAAGACACAUGCUACUGAGGAAGCUGGUAGAAGCGGAGUUUGACGGGGUGGCAGUGGUCACACAGUUGACAGCAUUGAAUGAGUCCAUGGGUGGUGUGAAAAAGGAUAAGCGGUUGUCCAAGGCGGACACUGCCCUGCUUGGUAGGCAGCAGGAGUUGCUGACAAAGAAGAUAGAAACAUUUGAAAGCACAAACCGCACUCUCCAAGAACUCCUCAGGGAAUGCCAUGAGCGAGAGAUCGAAUCAUUGAGGACGUCAGAGCAAAGGCAAGGCCUACUGAAGAGACUGGCGGACACAGAAGCAGAAAAAAUUCAUCUUGCUACAAAACUCAACAACAAGGAGAAGGAAGCCACCCAGCUUGCAGUACGUUUGGAUUCUGAAAAGGACAUUGUGAAGACCACAGGAGAGCUGUCUAAAGUUCUGGAGUCAACCUGCAGCCAGCUUAUGGUUCAGUUACGCAGCAAAGAGACUGAAAAUGACCGCCAGGCCGGCCGGAGCAAAGAGAUGGAGCAGACCCAGGAGCAGCAGAAGGAGGAGAUACAGGCCCUGCUGGAGCAGCUGAAGCGACAGAGUAAAGAGGACAAAGAGAGUCUGAAGCUGGCCAACCAGAGGCAGAGGGCAGAGCACAGUGAGGAUUCAGCCAGACAUCUCUCUGCACAGCUGCUGGAGAAGGAGACUGAGUUGGCAGAGGCCCUUACCUCAGCUGAGAGCUGGUGUACCCGCCACUCUAAAGAGGUGACUGUUAAGAGCCAGCUUGAAGUGGAAAUCGCUGUUCUCAAGAACCAGGUGAGUGAUCUGACUGCACAGAUCCACACUGUGGAGGAGAAAGGCCAUCCAGAGAGGGAGGGGUUCCUGGACCAACUGCACCGCCUCACCUCUGACAACUCCUCCAACAAACUACAGAACCAGAAACUGAAGAUCACCCUGUCUGCUGCAGAGGAGAACCUGAUGCAGUCCCAGUCUGAAGCCCAGCAGCUGAAGAGUUCAGUCAAGAAGCUAGAGAGCCAGGUGGAAAACUAUAAGCGCAAGGUUCAGAGGGCUCGAUUAGAGUCAGAGGAGUACUGCUUAAAGCUGGAGAUCUCUGAGAAACAUGCACAAGGUAUGAAGGCUGACCUGGAGAGAGAGAUUGAGCAGGUCAGGAGGCAGCUGCUGGGCCGUCUGAAAGAGCUGGAGCCUCUGCCUGAGAGGCUGAAGCGUUCUGAGCUGCAGUUGAGAGUGGCCCAGGAAGAGACACAGACUCAGGAGAGGAGAAACACUGAGCAAAACAAUGCCCUGUCUGAACUCAGACACAAGGUGGAACAACAGGGAUGUUGGGUGGAGACUUUUCAAGAGAAUAAUUUUCUUCUGGUGGAGGAGCACAACAAUCUGCAGCAGAAGAUAGAGAUUAUAGAGAGGAAACUGGAGGGGGCAAACUUGCAGAACAGAGAUAUGGUCCAUGUAAUCGGCAAGCGGGAGGAGACCAUCCAUAGCACCCAGAAACAGCUGGAGGAGCGGGCCCGGGAGUGCAGCAUCCUCUCCAAGCAGCUGGAGCAGGCCUUCAAGGAUGGUCAGAGAGAGGCGGAUCAGAGCCUGGAGCGGGCUUUAUUCAAAGAGAGGUCCAUCCAGACCAAGGCUCUGGACCUGGAGAGCCAACUGGGCCUCAGAAAGACAGAGCUCAGUCAGUUACGAAGAAGCAAAGAGGAUAUGGAGCUACGAUUCCAGAAUCAGUUGAAGAACAUGAAGGAGAGACUGGAACAAUCUGACUCUACCAAUCGCAGCCUGCAGAAUUAUGUUCAGUUUCUCAAAGCUUCAUAUAGUAAUGUGUUUGGUGACUCUGUGCUAUCAAGCUCUCUACACACACACUUACCAAUCUGAUUGAAUAGUGUUAGCCUUAUAUUGUAUGAGUUUUACCAAUGAUCUAUUUGUUAUUUUCAGUAUAAAUGUACUGUAUACUGUUAAUCAAAACUAUGAUAAAAUCUUAAAAUUGAAA
This is a messenger RNA of Oncorhynchus kisutch (coho salmon), 2606 nucleotides long. RefSeq names its product outer dense fiber protein 2. Gene Ontology annotation, cellular component: centrosome. Bases 77 to 2491 code for a protein of 804 amino acids. The record is from RefSeq and is a predicted model, not a curated record. The transcript has 19 exons. Lineage: Eukaryota; Metazoa; Chordata; Actinopteri; Salmoniformes; Salmonidae. Gene Ontology annotation, biological process: regulation of cilium assembly.